Molecule: messenger RNA, 1833 nt
Organism: Kogia breviceps (pygmy sperm whale)
Lineage: Eukaryota; Metazoa; Chordata; Mammalia; Artiodactyla; Physeteridae
Gene: ANKRD23
Product: ankyrin repeat domain 23
Molecular function (GO): protein binding
Source: RefSeq, a predicted model, not a curated record
AUGGACUUCGUCAGCAUCCAGCAGUUGGUGAGGACGUGGAGCGGAGGCCGGGCAGUGGUCUGGGCACCCCCAGACCGCCUCAGCAGAAUGCGGAGGUCGGGCAGCUCCUUUCUGGUGCCUGAGGAGGUUUUAGGAGUAGAAACCUUGGAGAGAGUCCAAAGGAAAGAAUUAGGACGUGGACAUGGAGUGUCUGCCUGGAGGCUGGGGCCCCAGGAGGCCGAGGCCCGGGAGCGGCAGGAACUAGACAGGAGAGGAGGCGACUUGAUUGAAAGAUUCAGCAGUCCCAGAGCUCACUUGGAGAGCCUGGCUGACCUGGAAACGUUGGUUCGAAGACGGAGAGAAAAGCGACUGAAACGCGGAGUCCCGGCCAGGGCACCCGAGCCUGAGGUCAAGCCGCAGCCCCUGGCCCAGCUGGAGCCCGUGGGCCUGGAGGCGUUCCUGAAGGCAGCUGCUGAGAACCAGGAGGCCCUGACUGACAAGUACCUGACCGACAGAGUGGACCCCAAUGCCCACGACAAGCUCCACCGCACGGCCUGGCACUGGGCCCGUCCGAAAGGUCACAGGCAGCGUGCCACCGUGGACGCUCGGGACUUGCCGGACGGGACCCCUGUGUUCUGGGCCUGCCGCGGAGGGCACCUGGACAUCCUCAAACAGCUGCUUAACCGGGGCACCCGGGUCAAUGCCCAGGCCCAGAUCUGGAGCACACCCCGGCACGUGGCCGUGCGCGGCAACUGCCUGGAACGCCUUGCCUGCGGGGCCCGCGCUGACGCACAGGACAAGGAAGGGGACGCGGCUCUGCACGAGGCGGUGCGGCCUGGCCACCACAGAGCCAUGAAGGUGCUCUACGGGGCCGGGCUGGGCGUGAGAAUGCGGUGAGCAAGCGGGGCUUCCGUGACUCCGGUGUAGCUGGCCCAGGGCUGGCAGUGGGGCAUCCGGGAAGCACUGCAGGCCCACGUGGGGCACCCCCAUGCCCGGUGCCGACAGCAGCCGAUCCUUGGGGCCACUCGCAGCCACCAUUCCAUCCCGUCAUCUCCGCCCCCGUGCCACUCACGCAUCUCACCCGCUUGGUCCUCCCUCGGUCACGACUCCCCGCGCUCAGGGCUGAUUCCGCACCUCCAGGCAGCCCUGUCAGACCAGCCUCCCUGGCUUCCAGUCCCAGGCUGAGCCGGUCCCCGCCGGGGCGCGAGCUGGGGGCUGACGCAGAGGACCCGGGGGUGGCAGGCGGGUGCAGGAAACAAAGCGGGUCCAGACGAGGGGCAGCGGAGGAGCCUGGGGGCCCAGGACGGAGCAGCACGGGAACAGCCUCGAGCCCCCUGGGGCCGGUGCCAGGGCUCCUCGGUGCCCGCUGGUCCCUGGUCCAGGAGGUGGCCAGGCUCUGCCCUCCACCAGGGCCCUCCUGCCACCAGGUGGCGACUCGGUGCACGGCCAGCAGCAGACGCCCUUGGGUGCGGGGUUCGCCGGAGGCCUCCGUGCCUGGCGGGUCUGGCCGUCUGCAGGGGGCUGCUGGACGGCUUUGAGCACCCCUGCACAGAAGGCGAGCCCCAGCCUGCUUGCCUCAGAAGCCCCAAGGCCGACGAGCUGGAGCUGUUUAUUUUAGGGAAACGUUGUGUCCUCUGGCGAAGGCUUCGGACAGGCCUGCCCACUGCCCUCUGGUUGGCCGUCUGGUGGCUCCCCUUGUAGGGGGAUGCGCCUGGGUGCUGGGGAUUGCUUGUGGCCCGCUCAACUUUUGGGGUGGUGGCCUGUAACCCUACCCUGCCUCGGCGCUGACGUCACCCCAGCCCUGGUGCCAGAGUGCGUGCUCUCAGCUGGCCCCUGCAGCCGUGGCCGUGCUGC